CUCACACUGAGCUCUCAUUAGACAGCACUUAAAGGGCACUCUCUUCCAGCAUUGAGAAAUAGACAUCAAUUGUAGUGCACUCUCCCUGCCCUGAGCUCUCAUUAGACAGCUAUUGGUGAGCUCCCUCCUCCCAUUCUGAGCUCUCAUUAGAUAGCUCUUGUUGAGUUCUCCCUCCUCCCAUUCUAAGCUCUCAUUAGACAGCUCUUGUUGAGUUCUCCCUCCUCCCAUUCUGAGCUCUCUUUAGACAGCUCUUGUUGAGUUCUCCCUCCUCCCAUUCUAAACUCUCAUUAGACAGCUCUUGGUGAGUUCUCCCUCCUCCCAUUCUGAGCUCUCUUUAGACAGCUCUUGGUGAGUUCUCCCUCCUCCCAUUCUGAGCUCUCUUUAGACAGUUCUUGGAGAGUUCUCCCUCCUCCCUACCCUGAGCUGUCAGACUAUACAGAGAGCCAGACAGGGAGCAGUCUGAUUGACAGCUGCAGUCUCCUAAUAAGGGCUGUGGAUGAAUUGACUGUGCUCCCUCACUCACUCAGUGAGUGCCCCUUGCCAUGCACUGCCAGUCCGAGCUCAGGAUGCCCUCUCCCGGGCACAGCAUGGCAGCCAGGAGGCGCUACAAAUCCUUCAUGAUCGAUGAGAUUCUCUCCAAGGAAACCUGCGAUUACUUCGAGAAACUGUCCCUGUACUCAGUGUGUCCGGCCCUGCUGGUCAGACCCAAACCCCUGCACUCCUGCACCGGAUCAUUGCCACACAGAACCUAUCCUCUUCUCUCCGUCAUCACUCGGCAGCCCAACGUUGUCACUCACCUGGUCCCCCAGGCCUCGUCCCCGCUCGUCCAGGUGCUGUCCCCGACACACCUUUCCUCGGGAGGUGUGCGCUCUGAGACCCCGGCCAGCGAAGCCCACCCCAGCAGUGAGUCAGAACUUGAACAAACAGCCCCUCGAGUGAAAAAGCCGCGUCGCAGCCGAACCAUCUUCACCGAAGUUCAGCUGAUGGGCCUAGAAAAGAAGUUUCAGAAGCAGAAAUAUUUGUCAACCCCAGACCGGUUGGAUUUGGCGCAGUCUCUCGGUCUGACACAACUUCAGGUCAAGACGUGGUACCAAAAUCGCAGAAUGAAAUGGAAAAAAAUCGUGCUCAAAGGGGGGCAAGAAGCGCCCACAAAGCCAAAAGGUCGCCCAAAGAAAAAUUCCAUCCCAUCCUCCGAAGAAAUCGAAGCUGAAGAGAAGAUGCACCAAUUGACCCACGCGUCCGAGCUGGAUGAGGAAGAACAUAGUAAAGACACAGGACAAAAACAGAACGCUCACACGUUACCGGCGAGUGUGGAAGAAAAUUGUACAAAUUCAGAGUUACAGUCACCGCUGUUGCCAGGCACACCGCAACCAGAAAUGACAAUCAGUGAUCAGCACUCCUCGAGUUAAAACGGGCCAGGUCACACAGUUACAUAGCCAAAGACUGAGGACAAUUCUGCAUAUAGAGGGGCCCCUGGGAGCUCCCAUUGCCUGUACUGGACAUGAUCAUUGCCAGAACCCGCCCACUAACUCCUUUCAUCUGGAAGGGAAAGGGUUAAACUGCCGUUUGGAAGAACAUAGAGUAAGAAAUCUCCAUCACUAAUGCCCAAGGAGUCUUACUGCGUUGAAAUGACUGGGAAUUUUUGCUGUGUUUGUAAGACAAUCAGACAGUGUAUAUAGUGUUCUUUAUUUUUGUGCCAGGAACUGCCGUUAAAAGAAAAAAAAAAUAUACGGGCAAAUGAAACUGUUUUUCCUUUGAAACUUAGGAAUGCCUUGAUAUUAAGUGCCUUUAUUUUGCAUGAAACUAAAGGGAUAUAUUGAGUGUCUGUCCUCAUUUAACCCUCUCAGAUACUUUGCCACGGAGAGUGAGCAACCAAUUGUACUCAGCAAGGGCUAGACGGGUGAGUAAUAAAAUUAUGCCCAUUAUGUGCCUAAAGGAUGAGCAACAAAUUGUAUCCCAUGAGUGCCAAAGGGUUGAGUAAAACAUUGUAUUUUAUGUGUGCUAGAGGGGCAAUUUGUUUGAUGUUGUGUGUGCUAUAGGGUUGUGUUACAACAUUAUAUCCUGAGUUCUAGAAGGGUUAUACAUUGUACCCUGUAAGUGCCUGAUGGGUGAGAAACAUAUUGUAAUAGGUGAGUGCCAAAGGGGGAAGUAACACAUUACGAUCUAGUAAUAACAUAGGGGUAAGUUAUCCAUUGUACACCUACUGCCAGAGGGGGGAGUAAUGUAUUAUGCCUUGAGAGUGCCAAAGGGCUGAGUAAACCAUCAUUCCCUCUGAACGCCAGAAAAAAGAGCAAUUCUUUCUACUCGUUUACAGUCCAAAGGGCAAAGUAACACAUUGUGAUUUAUCUCCAACAUUUUCCGUGUAUUUGGCAAAUAAUAGAAUUUAACAAUUUUAUUCAUAAAGCAUGUCCUGGUUAACUAUUUAAUACCAGUAGGUCUGUCUGUCCAUGUUUGUUUCCUUUUCCAACUUUUCCAUCUUUGUCCAACCAUCCAUCCUUCCGUCUCUUUUGUUUCGCUACCCAUUUGUCUAUCUCUGUCUAUCUCUGUCUAUCUGUUUCUCUGUCUUUUUGUCUGUCUGUCUGUUUGUAUGGUUGUUGUCUAUCUUUGCUUGUCUGUCUGUCUGAAGGUACUGUUUUGCCCUUGUUUUCUCGCUCCAUGACUGCCAAUGCCAAGCAAUACACACUGAUUGAAGCACAUAAUGUGCGUCUCUUGAAACCCAGAAUUGUAAUCACGUUUGUGGUGUGAGAGCAUGCAUCGUCUCUGUCGCAGGUAGAAAGUUAAGCUAUUUUUCCCCUCUAUCGACUAAUCUUGAUUGCUGACUGUAAUAAAUCUUAUUGUUUUUACCUUAAAGGCAGACAUUUAUUUCUUUCGCUGACCUUAUGGGGUCUUCAAAUAGAAGUUUGGAUGAAUAUUUAUAUUUUAUGUGUAGGAUAGGAGUUAAACAUCAUUAAAUAACUAUAUAUAGCUGCCCUACAUUUAUUACAUACUGUAUAAGAAGUGUUGCUGAAAAAUCACUUAUUAGCCUUGUGUGAACAACAAUUCAUGUUUGUAAGAUUAUUGGUUGCAAGGAGAGAAAGGUUCCCUUUUUAAUAAUGCUCCGUUAUUUUGCUGAUGUAUGUGCACUGUUCUCGUCAGUCAAACUGACUGUGAUCUGUGCGUUUCUGAAAACACUUUAAUCCAUAAAACAAUAAAAUUAAAUCUCGCCACGCCCCGCGGGCGCCCUUUGCCCCACGGAAGGUGCCACGGAAGCGGGUAUAGACCUACGAUUACCAAACAGUGUGAGAUUUAUAGAAAUGCUCGAUGUGUUUACAAACCACUCACUGUAAAAUGAUCACAGUAUCAACUGUAAGAGAGAUAGCUGUGUACCCCACUGUUACAGGGUGUGAACCCCACUUGAUUCUCAUGUAAUAAUUCUGUUUGGGAAAAAGAUUUAUAAUAAAGUGUCUAUUUUUUAAUGAAAAAA
Pelobates fuscus (common spadefoot toad) is the source of this 3463-nucleotide messenger RNA. RefSeq names its product BARX homeobox 2 (gene BARX2). The coding region runs from base 543 to 1409 and encodes 288 amino acids. Gene Ontology annotation, biological process: regulation of DNA-templated transcription. The record is from RefSeq and is a predicted model, not a curated record. Gene Ontology annotation, molecular function: DNA binding; DNA-binding transcription factor activity, RNA polymerase II-specific. The transcript has 4 exons. NCBI's taxonomy places the organism in Eukaryota, Metazoa, Chordata, Amphibia, Anura, Pelobatidae.